AUGGUUGAAAUUGGCUGCCAGAGGUAUAACAGCCUCGGGCCACCACCCUGCUCUGGCCUUAACCCCUUCAGUAGCCCGGUCCACGGCUCCUCCACACCCUUAACCCAUUCAGUAGCCCCCGCCCACGGCUCCUCCACACCCUUGACCUCUUCAGUAGCCCCCGUCCACGGCUCCUCCACACCCUUAACCCAUUCAGUAGCCCCCGCCCACGGCUCCUCCACACCCUUGACCCCUUCAGUAGCCCCCGCCCACGGCUCCUCCACACCCUUGACCCCUUCAGUAGCCCCCGUCCACGGCUCCUCCACACCCUUGACCCUUUCAGUAGCCCCCGUCCCCUUGACCACUUCAGUAGCCCCCGUCCCCUUGACCACUUCAGUAGCCCCCGUCCCCGUGACCCCUUCAGUAGCCCCUGUUCCCGAUUUUAUUUCUCCUACUUCCAGCUAUUUUAGUUUGUUGAAGGUCCCAUAA
Molecule: messenger RNA, 468 nt
Organism: Homarus americanus (American lobster)
Lineage: Eukaryota; Metazoa; Arthropoda; Malacostraca; Decapoda; Nephropidae
Product: merozoite surface protein CMZ-8-like
Exons: 1
Coding region: 1-468 (155 amino acids)
Source: RefSeq, a predicted model, not a curated record